UCCUUAUAUAUUCCUUCGUUAGUUCCCAUCAUUUCUCAUUCCAUUAUAUUCUCUUCUGUUCUACAAUAAUGGCAUCAUCACCCGCCUCUCUGUUGUUCAAAGUUCACAGACGUGAACCAGAACUGAUCAAGCCUGCCAAGCCCACCCCACAUGAGUUCAAACUAUUAUCUGACAUCGACGACCAAGAAGGUCUUCGAUUCCACAUUCCAGUCAUGCAAUUUUAUCGCAAUAAUCCCUCUAUGCAAGGGAAAGACCCCGUCAAAAUCAUUAGGGAGGCACUUGCAAAGACAUUAGUGUUUUACUAUCCAUUUGCCGGUAGACUCAGGGAAGGGCCUAACCGCAAGCUCAUGGUGGAAUGCACCGGUGAGGGUAUCUUAUUCAUAGAAGCUGAUGCUGAUGUUACACUUGAGCAAUUUGGUGAUGCGCUUCAACCACCUUUCCCCUGCUUGGAGGAGCUCCUCUUUGAUGUCCCUGGCUCUAGUGGGGUGUUAAACUGCCCUUUGUUGCUUAUUCAGGUGACGCGCCUCAAGUGUGGUGGUUUUCUGUUUGCCCUCCGCCUGAACCAUACCAUGAGUGAUGCCGUAGGCCUGGUCCAAUUCAUGGCAGCAGUGGGUGAGAUGGCACGGGGAGCCAAUGUGCCCUCCGUCCCAGCUGUGUGGGAAAGACAAGUUCUCAAUGCUAGUAACCCUCCACGAGUUACAUGCACACACCGUGAGUACGAGGAGGUAGCUGACACCAAGGGUACCAUUAUUCCACUUGAUGAUAUGGCUCAUCGUUCCUUCUUCUUUGGCCCUUCAGAAAUGUCUGCUCUUCGAAAAUUUGUCCCGCCUCACCUUAGCCAUUGUUCUACUUUCGAAAUUCUAACAGCAUGUCUUUGGAAAUGUCGUACCAUUGCCCUCCAACCAGAUCCUACCGAGGAGAUGCGCAUAAUAUGCAUUGUCAAUGCUCGUGAGAAAUUUAACCCUCCAUUGCCAAGAGGAUACUAUGGUAAUGGCUUUGCUUUUCCUGUAGCAGUGGCAACUGCAGGAGAACUCUCAAGAAAUCCAUUUGGAUACGCCUUAGAAUUGGUGAGAAAGGCUAAGGCUGACGUGACUGAGGAAUACAUGCGAUCAGUAUCAUCUUUGAUGGUGAUUAAGGGGAGGCCUCACUUUACAGUGGUAAGGGCAUACCUAGUAUCGGACCUGAGACGUGCAGGAUUUGAAGAGGUAGAUUUUGGAUGGGGUAAUGCUAUAUAUGGUGGCGCUGCCAAAGGUGGUGUUGGCGCCAUCCCUGGAGUUGCAAGCUUUUAUAUCCCAUUUACAAACAAGAACGGAGAAAAUGGGGUUGUGGUCCCAUUUUGCUUGCCGGCUCCCGCCAUGGAAAGAUUUGUCAAGGAGCUUGACGGCAUGUUGAAGGACCAGCCAGUUAGCGCACAAACUAAGUCCAAACUUAUUGUAUCUUCCCUAUAAGUUGAUUUGCGUACUCGUUCUUUCCAGAAGCUAAGAUGUCAGUCUUCGCUACAUGUGUAAUAAGGUUAAACUGGUGCGAGUGAGAGUGCCGAUGAGAAGGCCAGAAAAAAUAGGGGAGGGGGGUGAACAUGUUUAUGUACGUUUGUUUGAAAUUAUCUUCGAAAGAUUUCUGUCAAUUUAGCAUAUGCUUCGACU
This is a messenger RNA of Populus euphratica (Euphrates poplar), 1643 nucleotides long. Its product is annotated as benzyl alcohol O-benzoyltransferase-like. The record is from RefSeq and is a predicted model, not a curated record. The coding region runs from base 69 to 1448 and encodes 459 amino acids. NCBI's taxonomy places the organism in Eukaryota, Viridiplantae, Streptophyta, Magnoliopsida, Malpighiales, Salicaceae. The transcript has 2 exons.